Messenger RNA from Nothoprocta perdicaria, 5694 nucleotides. It is a transcript of the gene SEL1L, whose product is annotated as SEL1L, ERAD E3 ligase adaptor subunit. Lineage: Eukaryota; Metazoa; Chordata; Aves; Tinamiformes; Tinamidae. Gene Ontology annotation, cellular component: endoplasmic reticulum membrane. Gene Ontology annotation, biological process: ERAD pathway. Gene Ontology annotation, molecular function: protein binding. The transcript is spliced from 21 exons. The record is from RefSeq and is a predicted model, not a curated record. The coding region runs from base 1 to 2385 and encodes 794 amino acids.
AUGGGGCGGCGGGCGCGGCCCGCGCGGCUGCUGCUCCUGCUGCUCUGUGCCGCGCUGCUCCGCGCCCCGGCGCGGGCCGCAGCCGAUGAAGAGGGAAAUCAAGAUGAGUCACUGGAAUCAAAGUCUUUAUCUGCAGAGGACCAGGUAAAGGACCCCUCCACAGGAACGCGUGUGGUAGCAGGUCAGAUCUUCCUUGAGGCAGGAAAAACGGACUCUCAAUCUGAUGAUGAAGAAAACUUCCACAGUCAAGAGGAGGAAAAAGAGAAUUCCCUGGAAGAGCUGAACUCUCUGGAAGUGKCAAACCUGUUAAAUAAGGAUUUGGAAGAAGCAGAAGUGCAGAGUACAGUUUUGACAGCUAUUGGGGGCACGGCGGAUGGUGAACCUUGCCACUUCCCCUUCCUCUUUCUGGAGAAGGAAUACGCAGAGUGCACUGCGGACGGCAGGGAGGACGGCAGGCUCUGGUGUGCAACAACCUAUGAUUACAAGCAGGAUCAAAAGUGGGGCUUCUGUGAAACUGAAGAGCAGUCUAAUAAGAGAAGACAGAUGCAAGAAGCUGAGGAUGUUUAUCAGACUGGAAUGAAAAUCCUCAAUGAGAGCAGUAAAAAGGCUCAGAAGAAAGAAGCAUAUCAGUAUCUUCUGAAAGCAGCUGACAUGAACCAUACCAAGGCAAUGGAGAAGGUCUCUUACGCUUUGCUGUUUGGGGACUACCUGAAGCAAAACAUCCAGUCGUCCAAGGAACUACUUGAAAAACUAACAGAGGAAGGCUCUCCUAAGGGACAAAUGGCUCUUGGUUUUCUUUAUGCAUCUGGUCUAGGAGUCAAUUCUAGUCAAGCCAAGGCCCUGGUGUAUUACACUUUUGGAGCUUUAGGAGGAAAUCUGAUAGCACAUAUGAUCUUGGGCUACCGCUAUUGGGCUGGGAUAGGAGUCCUUCAGAGUUGUGAGUCUGCUCUCACUCACUACCGACUUGUAGCUAAUCAUGUUGCUAGUGACAUUUCUUUGACCGGUGGCACUGUAGUUCAGAGAAUUCGCCUACCAGAUGAAGUAGAAAAUCCAGGAAUGGCAAGUGGAAUGCUGGAAGAAGAUUUGAUUCAAUAUUACCAGUUUUUAGCAGAGAAAGGRGAUGUACAAGCACAGGUUGGCCUUGGUCAGCUGCACUUACACGGGGGACGAGGAGUAGAACAAAAUCACCAGCGAGCAUUUGAGUACUUCAACCAAGCAGCUAAUGCUGGAAACUCUCAUGCCAUGGCCUUUCUAGGAAAGAUGUACUCGGAAGGAAGUGAUAUUGUGCCUCAGAGCAAUGAAACAGCUCUUCAGUAUUUCAAGAAAGCUGCUGAUAUGGGUAAUCCAGUUGGACAGAGUGGACUAGGAAUGGCUUAUCUCUACGGCAGAGGUGUCCCAGUGAACUAUGAACUGGCACUCAAGUAUUUCCAGAAGGCUGCGGAACAGGGAUGGGUGGAUGGACAACUGCAACUAGGUUCCAUGUAUUACAAUGGUAUUGGAGUCAAGAGGGACUAUAAACAAGCUUUGAAAUAUUUCAAUUUGGCCUCCCAGGGUGGCCACAUCCUGGCUUUUUAUAACCUGGCUCAGAUGCACGCCACUGGCACCGGAGUCAUGCGAUCCUGUCAUACUGCUGUGGAGCUGUUUAAGAACGUAUGUGAACGAGGCCGUUGGUCUGAAAGACUCAUGACUGCCUACAACAGCUAUAAGGAUGGUGAUUCCAAUUCUGCUGUGGUUCAGUAUCUUCUUUUGGCUGAGCAAGGCUAUGAAGUUGCACAGAGCAAUGCUGCUUUCAUACUUGAUCAGAAAGAAGCUAGCAUAGUGGGAGAAAACGAAACCUAUCCUCGAGCCCUGCUUCACUGGAAUAGAGCAGCUUCUCAAGGAUAUACCGUUGCAAGAAUUAAACUCGGAGAUUAUCAUUUCUAUGGUUUUGGCACCGAUGUGGAUUAUGAAACUGCAUUUAUUCAUUAUCGGCUGGCAUCAGAGCAGCAACACAGUGCCCAGGCAAUGUUUAACCUGGGUUACAUGCAUGAGAAGGGGCUGGGCAUCAAGCAGGAUAUUCACCUUGCGAAACGAUUCUAUGACAUGGCUGCUGAAGCAAGCCCAGAUGCCCAGGUUCCUGUCUUCCUAGCACUUUGCAAGCUUGGAGUGAUUUACUCCUGGCAGUAUGUACGAGAAAUCAAUAUCAGGGAAGUAUUCUCGCAUAUUGACAUGGACCAGCUGCUGGGGCCCGAGUGGGACCUUUACCUGAUGACCAUCAUCGCGCUGCUGCUGGGGACAGUGAUAGCCUACAGGCAGAGGCAGCAGCAGGCGCUCCCCAGAGCAGCAGGACUGCGGCCCCCGGCGCCUCCCCAAGAGCCACCACCAGAGCAGCAGCCGCCRCAAUAGCAGCACGAGCCUCCACGGAAGAACUGGAUUUUUCCAACAGGAACGACUUUCGUUGUGACUUAGGACUUUGGAUUAACGGUCCCUCCCCCAAAAAGAGGCGCAAAGAAGUUGAGGGGAAAAAAAAAGUCUGAAAGCUGCUUAGAAUGAUGCCUUUUUUCAGGGAAAAGAAACUUCUUUUGAAACUGAUUCGAAUGUUAUUUCAGUGCCAAUGGAAUAACACUAUGGCUUUUUCCAUGGAAGCACAAGUGUGCUACUACAAAAAUGUUGCCUGCUGUAUCUAGUUGCUCUUUAUUCAAAGUCUUUUUCAUCUCCUAGAGAGCAGAAGAUGAGUGUUGGAAGGUUUUGCCUACCUGAUAGAAGCUACCCUAUUUAAAAAAUAUAUAUGACCAGUUUAAGUUCCAGAGGCUUAAAAUAUGUGAAGUCAAAGAUAUAAGUCCUACAAUUCUAAUUUUUUUCUUAAUAUUUCUUAAUAGAGUUUGGUCUCUUAUGUUGUCUUGGGUGGUUUAAUGUGGUUUAUUCAUAAAAAUCCCAAACUAAGCCAGCAAACAAAUCACUCUAACUUUGUGCUGUUGUUGCAAGUUAUUUUCCUCUGUUGACUUCAGCGUAGUCAGUAGCCAGUACGUAGCCCAGGAGUUUGCUUGGGACAGAUUGGGCUUUUAGGACUAGUCAGUUGAAGCUGUAUACACAGGGCCCAGACUUCUCCCCUUUCUAAAACUUUUGGAGUUCAUAUGUAACUUGCCAUCCCUCCUGAAAUAAAGAUAAGAUGCUAGUAUUCGUAAACAGCUUGCACCUAGCGAGGCUUGGGCUAGAUUGCAGAAAUUGGCAGUAUUAGGAUGGACAUUGAAGAGAGGAGAGAGGCAGAAGUCUUCUUGGUGAGUCAGCUUUCCUGUAUUUACAUGUGAAAGUCUUGUUUAAUCCCAGCAAGUGACCUGCUUAGCAAGAAGGGGUUCGUGCAGCAGAAGUGGAUCUGGUGUCUUCAUGCAUGUUUCCUGCUCAAGUUUGCCCAAGURGCAAACUGUGAAGCAGCGAGGACUCGGGGCAGUAGUGCAGAGGUGCAGCUGGGUGGUUUAACAAACGCUAGAUGACAGCAGUGCUCUGGCUGUGGCCUAGUUCCCCUGUCCUUGGCAUAUCAUGGAGGGCCAGAAAGACAUUCCUAAAUAGCUAGGCCAUCUGAGGAUCCCUUUUAAUGACAACAACAAAAAAAAAAAAAGACACAAGUGACUAAUUUUUUGUGGCUUCUUGAUGUACCACCAGGUCGGUGCAGAGGUCUUCUGGUAGGAGUAAAGAAAUGACCUGUGGAUUGAUGUUUUUUUAGACUGCAGUAAGAGCCUUGACUUUUCUUUGAACUAUCAUUUGGGGGGKAGGAGAGGGCAAAAUAGCUCUUUGGGACAAGAAAUACAGAUAUUUCUGUUCCUUUCUGUUCAAUAAGUUAAUUUUUUUUCUGUAUUAGCAUUAAACUCUCUGAAUAUGCUCUCAGAGUAAUGAAAUAUGAAUAGGGAGGUCUUGCUUUCUGACAAAAUUUGUUGCAUUUAAAGGAUUACAGGCUUCCUUUCAUGCACAAGCUUUUUUUCUUCAGUGGAUUGGCAGCAACAUAUCAAUAUGCUGUAGAAUUGAGAUGUCUGUAUGACUUUAUACUUAAUGCAGUUGUAAGGAGACCAUUGCACAAUAUAUCUGCAGUUUGGGAACAACGGUAAGAAAUCCACUGUCUUGGAAACUGAAAUGUUAUCAGUGACUAGUAUUAAAAUACAAGUAGUGCUUCUGAGUGCUUAGAAGUGCUGAUGCUGGUUAUGUGCUGACAAAUUUUUGAUGUUAGUGUGGGGGAUGCAGCGUGAUAAGAGCAAUGUUGUGUUUCAGUCCCAAUUAUCAUUAGCAAAUGAACAGUAUUGAGCUUAAAUAUAGUGUCGAAAGUGUACAGCACUCUCCAGCUCCAUUUCUAAGAUCUCCGUGAUUUCUGAACACUUCCUCUGAAGUAUUUUUACCUCUGUCACUUAAUAGCUCUUUUUAGUUCAGCAUGAAUAAAUUAAUUGUAUGGAAGCUGUUUUCUCCAGUUAACUGCCAUUGGUUCAUUGGUAUUGGUCUUUUAGUAUGUUUAACAAUUUUGUUAUGACUUUCUUAAUCUUAAAGUUUUUCUUGUGUUUAAUCUGUGAUAACUAAAUUAUAAAAAUUCUAUCCUAAUUGCAUGAGAAUCUCUCAUUGUUGCUGCUAUGUGAGAGUCUUAGAGCUGACUGUUCACUGAACUGUUGUAUUUUACACCCAAGGAAUCAGCAAAACCAAUUGAAGAUCAGUAAGUUGUUUCACUUGAACUGCUUUUUGAAGAAGCAAUAGGGAAGUCCUGCUCUUUCCCUUCCCACCAAAUUGCUGCCACUUAACUUUUUCAGAUGGCAUUCAUCUGAGGUGUGGUAGUGGUAGAUACCAUGAGUAAUAGCAAGUUUGCUCAGGGACUAAAGUGCAUACGUUUUCUAAAUCUGCCUAKAACAUCACUGAAGUUUUUCUGACAAUCCCCUGCUAGACUUUUUGAAACUUGCAUCUGGAGAGAAGCGCGUAUGACUCUUACUAGCGAUCUUUUGUGUUGUGCACCCAGUUCAUCAGACAGCUUCUUUCCUAUGGGAGAUGGGUUUUACUGGAGUGAAGUACCCUUCCCUUGUUGUAGCACACGUAUUGUCUUAUACUUUAUAUGCAGGAGUAGUUUAGAAGGGAAACUAAGGGCUGCCUUCCUAGGAAUGUGCAGUGUGCAUCUGAAUGGAAGAAUCGUCAUCUUUACUAGGGAAAUACCCUGGGUUUGACUUUCUCAAACAUGUCCUCUCUGCAUGGAGAAUAGAACAAGAGAGCAGGAGCUGUUGUCAGUAGCAGCUCUGCAUGUAGAAGAGCAGUGGAAAGAUGAUUUAAGGGGAAAAUGUUGUGCAGCAUCUCAAAUGACUAAUCAAACACAUCAACUAUGAUAGCAGUUUGAAAAAAAUAGCAUUGAACUGUUGUGGAAGAGGGACUCUAGUUCUUCCCUCUGGUGCAGUUUGACUCAGAGCUUAGUCUGUUAAUACUUCUUGCUUUAUAUUGUCUGUCAGAGGACAAUGUAGUGGAAGAUACAGUCUUUGAUUAUAAAUAUCCCCAAGACUUUUGAGACAAUUUUACUUGUUUUUUAGUUAUAUUCUGUAAGGCAUCAGCUCUUUUUGAUUAAAUUUGCAAAAAAAAAAAAAUCUAUAAAAUGUUUGAGGAAGAAUAUUGAAACUUGGCUGUGAAAGGACUUUUAAAACUAUGCAUUAUCUAGCUUCCACCUACUAUGUGGCUAGACUUUGACCUAUAAAAGGAUUAUUA